UUUAUAUCCAAUCGGAUUCUAUGUAAAGAUUUUUUUGUUCGUGUGUGGCAGAUAAGGAGAAAACAGAGAAACAAAAUCUCUUAUCCAACUCGUGUUGCCACGUGGACAGAUAUAGUUGGUGAAGCAGAUACUAAUCUAAUCUGAGCAAAACCAGUUGGGCUGUUUCAAAACCACAAGUACUUGACCUUAAUCUUUCUACGCAACACACUGCCUUGCAGAACCUGAACCAUCAUCAUCAUCUCUUGGUGACAGAAGAGAAGAAGUUAAGGAAAAAAAAAUGGCAGCGCAAGCACUUGUGUCUUCUUCACUCACCUCCUCUGUUCAGACCGCUAGACAGAUAUUCGGCACAAAACCAGCUGUGUCCGUAUCACAGAAGAAGAGUUCCUUAGUUGUUAAGGCUGCCUCAACUCCACCUGUCAAGCAAGGAGCAAACAGACCAUUGUGGUUUGCAUCUUCACAGAGUCUCUCUUACUUGGAUGGCAGCUUACCUGGUGACUAUGGAUUCGACCCGCUUGGUCUAUCAGACCCAGAGGGCACAGGAGGGUUCAUCGAACCGAGAUGGUUAGCCUACGGAGAGGUCAUUAAUGGACGGUUCGCUAUGUUGGGAGCAGCAGGAGCUAUAGCACCUGAGAUCUUUGGAAAGGCCGGUCUGAUUCCAGCGGAAACAGCUCUUCCCUGGUUCCAAACCGGUGUGAUUCCACCAGCUGGCACAUACAGCUACUGGGCUGACCCUUACACACUCUUUGUCCUCGAGAUGGCUCUGAUGGGAUUCGCCGAGCACAGGAGGUUGCAGGACUGGUACAACCCAGGAUCUAUGGGGAAACAGUACUUCUUGGGACUAGAGAAAGGUUUCUCCGGUUCGGGUGACCCGGCUUACCCGGGAGGACCUUUCUUUAACCCUCUUGGGUUUGGGAAAGAUGAAAAGUCGAUGAAGGAGUUGAAACUCAAGGAGAUCAAGAACGGUAGACUAGCUAUGCUCGCCAUCCUCGGUUACUUCAUUCAGGGGCUAGUGACUGGCGUUGGGCCUUACCAGAACCUUCUUGACCAUUUGGCGGAUCCCGUCAACAACAAUGUCUUGACCAGCCUUAAGUUUCACUGAGAUGAUCAUAUUAUAUGAUCCGAAUGUGUUUUUUUCUGUUGUUGGUCUCCAUAUUCGCUUGUAUCCUACAGUCUUGCUUUCUCUCUUGGUACCAUCGAGCUUCUUCGUAUUGUAACACCCUUUGUAAACAUAUUCGUCUUUUGUAAGAAAAUGACAAUGUCAAUGGCCAUAAAGAACAACUUCUAGGAUUAAUGGUUUGGUAAUGCUUAAAAGUAUUCACGACAACGAAAUAUAGAACUGAGACAUCUUGUGGUUUCAGAUAAUUCCUCCG
This is a messenger RNA of Thlaspi arvense, 1370 nucleotides long. NCBI's taxonomy places the organism in Eukaryota, Viridiplantae, Streptophyta, Magnoliopsida, Brassicales, Brassicaceae. The record is from the annotation of a GenBank genome assembly.